AUGGAGAUCAAGAUCCCGCUCGUACCCGCAGUGGAGCGAUCCGAGUACGAAACGCCGCGCGAAAUACCCCAGAGACCGAAGAUGACGUCGAUCCAGUGUUGGAAGGCGAGUCAGGAUCAAGGUAUUCCUGACUGCCUACCUUUGGACAAAUCGCCGUCGGAGAUUCGACCGUUGGAUCUAGCGUCUGUCGCAAGUGAGGAGUCAGAUCUGUCGUCUAUCGUAGAUGGAGGCUCUAUAUCACAUGUCGUAACGGUCAAGGAGACGCUAGAAGUUCUCUAUCAAGUAACGCCAGACAUGGGGGCGACUAAUUCGUCGUUAGAAGAAACUACAAGUGCAGUAGAGGCACGAGAAGAAAUCAACCAUGCGCGUCGGAUCUGGACCUCACCUGGGCCUCAGAUUAAGAUUAAGAUUAUGAUGAAUGUGUAUACUACCCUGAAGGGAGUGAUCUUUACGCGGAAGAUGUCGACGAUGGCGGUACUGUCUGAAGUGCCCGUGACGACGGAAGAUGUGAAAAUCGAGGACAUUCAUCUAUGUGGAACUGAUAAUCAGACCCCAGAAAAAAUUGGUCGACUUCGUCAAAGGAUCUGGAAGUUCCGGCACCUCUUGAUCGGCAAAGGUAAUGCCCUGCCGCCGGCAACUCCAGAGGAAAUCGAGCGACUUCGCCAAAAGAUCAGGAAGUUCCGACAUUUCUUGAUCGGUAAGGGAAAUGCCCUUCCGCCGGCAGCAAGAGGCGUGGUGUGCGAUAUCAAUGUCGGGGGAGCGAGACCCAUCGCACACAAGUGCCGUAAGUUGCGGAUCCAGUUCAGGGAGAAGCUGGCAGACCUGAUCAAGGGUCUAUUGUCUGCCAAGAUGAUCAAUUAUUACAGAUCACCAUGGGCCUCCCCAAUCGUGGUGAUGCAACAAGAAGAACAGAGUGGAUAUCAGGUUGCUCAUCGAUUAUCGUCUAUCUCAACUGAUAAGCCUCGGAUCAAUGAUUUACUCGAAGAUCUGGAGUCGACGCUCUGGUACUGCUCGUUGAAUAUGGCGAGUAGAUUUUGGGUAGUGAAAAUGACGGAUCGUGCUCGUUUGAUCUCAGUUUUUGUCACUCCCUUUGGACUAUUUGAGUGGGAUCGAAUGCCUUUCGGCUUGAAGAAUGCGCCCCGGAUCUAUCAACGUACGAUCGAUAACGCGUUAUAUGGAUUCACCCGGGUCCCGAAGUCUGAAGAUCAUGGAAGCACUUUGGAUGUGUUUGAGGACGGGGAAUCGGUGGAUCCAGGCAAGCCAUCGGUGCUUGGGCGUAGAUCAUACAUCGAUGAUAUCCUGAUCCCGGCCAAUAACUGGGAUCAGCUAUGUGAUCGCGUUGAGGGUUUACUCGAAGCGUGCGAUUAG
Phytophthora megakarya is the source of this 1368-nucleotide messenger RNA. The record is from the annotation of a GenBank genome assembly. Lineage: Eukaryota; Oomycota; Peronosporomycetes; Peronosporales; Peronosporaceae.